CCCUUCUCCCUGCAACCGUAAGGAAACCCUAGCUCUUCCACUCCCCUUCUCUCACGCCCAAAACAGGGCAAAUUAAAUUUUCAAAAUCAAUCAAGAAAUUGACUAUAAAAAUCGCCACUGCGGUAGUUCGACGAUUCAAAAUUUCCAGAUUCGGAAGGUUGGUGUGCAAUCACGUGCGUGAUGUUGGCGGUUUGCAGACUAUAAUCGAAUUCUUGUUGCUGCUUGGAUCCCGAUCUGAGAAUGUGCUAUGGAAUUUAGGAAAUUUUCGGUUGCCAUCUUUGGUGAUUGGAUUGCGGUUUAGUGGAUGGAACAUAGGGCAGGAGAUUGCAAUGGAGAGGAAAUUCCCAAAAAAACGAGAUCUCUUGAUCUUAAGAGUCUUUAUGAAACAGAGGGUUCAAAAGAGGCCCCAGGUAAGAAUUUGAAGCGGAAAGGUGGUGUGGAAGAUGAUGAUGGCGAUGUGAAAAGAAAUAGCAAGAGGAAGAAGAGUAGGAAGGCAGUGUCUAUUAAUAGAUUAAAGACUGUUACUGGCAAUGGCAGCAAGAGUUUGGAAGAAGUCUACAAUGGCAGCUUGACUUCAGUUUCAUUCGAUUCGAGGGACUCGAAGUUGUGUUUGAGUCAGAAGUCGAAUGACAGUGUUGGGCUCAAUGGGGUUUCACUAGCUUUGGAAGAUGAUGUUGUUAAAGUUCCGAGGCGGAAGCGAGGUAUUGUUAGGCGACGGAAAGUUGAGAAUGGCGGUGCAGUGUUAAAGCUCGAAGAUAAGAACGAAAAACUGGGUGAUGUUGAGGUUGGUAAGGGGACACCUGAUCAGGAUAAUGUGAAUCCUGUAGAUAAUGGCAAACAUUUUGAAUCUUCUAAGCUUAAAAGGAAGAAAAGACCAGAGGAUUUCAAGGAAAAUAGAACCAGUGAAUCCAAUUCAGUUAGAGAUGUGAAGGAAGAGGCUGGUCAAGAUGAACUCUCAAUUGUAAAAAAUGGCGAGUCUUCCGCCAAGAUUACCCCUACUGGUCAUUCAGCUGAAAAUGCUCAGGAUCACCCUUCAAAUGGGUCUCUUAGGAAGCGGAGCAGAAAAAGGAAGAACAAAGUGUCAGAUGUAAGAAGUCCAUCAAAGGAGGCUGAGCCUUCAGGCGAAAGAUCUGUCAAGAUUGUUGACAAGGUUGGACGUGAGGAUGAAGAAGAGAAUCUAGAAGAGAAUGCUGCAAGAAUGCUGUCCUCACGGUUUGAUCCUAGCUUUACUGGAUACUUGUCGAAGAAGAAACUCUCAUCGUUACCACCUACCAAUAGCUUGAACCAUCAAUUGUCUUCUGGCAAAAAAUUUGUGCCUCGAGGAGAUAGUUAUGCUUCUGGUUCAGAUUCUGCUUCCGGCGAUGGUGCGGUUAGAGUUUUGCGACCGAGAAAGCUGUUCAAAGAGAAGGGUAGUGUUAGGAAGAGACGUCAUUUUUAUGAAAUUUUUUCUGGUGAACUGGAUGCACACUGGGUAUUAAAUAAGAGAAUCAAAGUAUUUUGGCCUUUGGACGAAAGUUGGUAUUAUGGCCUUGUUAGUGAGUAUGACAAAGAGAGAAAACUUCAUCAUGUCAAGUAUGAUGACCGUGAUGAAGAGUGGAUCAAUCUUCAGAAUGAGAGGUUUAAGCUCUUACUGUUCCCUUAUGAAGCACCAGGUAGAAACCACCGAAGAAGAUCUGUGCCAAGGAGGAAACGCUCCACUGUAAGUGAAAGUAAAUUGAACCACAGCAAAGAUAGCAAGAAAAAAAUGACCGUAGAAGUUGAUAGCUUGGUUGGCAAUCAUAUGGAUUCAGAGCCCAUCAUCUCGUGGCUGGCUCGAUCAUCUAGAAGAGUGAAAUCUCCUCCAGUUUGUGUUCCAGAGAAGGAGAACGAGUCAUGUGAACACCCUUGUUGUGGGUUAUCUUUGACUAGGAAUACUAUGGAUGGUUGUGACUGCAAGGAUGGAAGGUCUCUGAAUGUUGGAACUGCCAGAACUACCUCUAGUUCUACUCUUCCAGAUGAACCAACCACAUCUAGAAGUGUGUUCCAUGCCACAGUGAGUCCUUUGUCUAACGACGACAAAAGGCUUCCAGUUGUCUACUACAGGAGGCGGUAUCGUAAGAAAAAAGUAUUGUUAUGUCAUGAUUCUAAAGUCAAUCGUAUGAGUAUUGGUGCUCCGGGUCCUGAUACUUGUGGUACUUCAUUAUAUUCCGAAGUGGCAUUUGACAAGUUGCUGCCUGUGGAUUCACUGUGGUCAAUUGGUAGCACUGGAAUUUUGAAAUUGAAUUUCUCAAUGAUACUGUCAAGAAAUUUCACAUUUAAGUUGAGUUGCCCAGUGCCGUCUUUCCAGAGUUGCUCUUUCAGUAAGUUGAGCAUCUAUUUGUGCCAUGCUAUAUUGGUACUUAAGUUUGGGAAACUGAUGACUAUAUUGCCAAGGGUUCAGCUGGAGAUGCUUAUUGUGGAUAAUUUAGUGGGAUUGAGGUUUCUACUAUUUGAAGGAUGCUUGAAGCAAGCUGUGGCAUUUGUUUUUGUGGUCCUGGACAUAUUUGGUCAACCUGAUGAACCUGGGAAGUCCAUCCACUUAGAGUUGCCAGUGACUUCAAUAAGAUUCAAGUUCUCUUGUGCUAAUUUUGUUGGGAAGCAGCUUGCUUUCCUGUUCCAUAAAUUCUCCGAACUUGAAAAUUCAAGGUGGAUUCACCUGAAUCGUAAAAUAAACAAGUACUGCAUACUUUCUCAGCAACUACCUCUAUCCCAAUGUACUGACAAUAACAUUAAGGAUCUGCAAAAUGGUACAAAUGGGCUGCUUGCUUCUGCUUUGAAUGGCACCAGAACGGUUAAGGGAUUCAGCAGGAGGUCCAGUCAGCGCAUUAGUUUCAUGAAUGUUCCUGGAGAGCCUAUACGGGGCAAAACUAUUCACUCUUUUGACCCUGAUAGGAAUCAAAGGUCUCCAAUGUCUCUCUCUUUUACUGCUGCACCUACCUAUUUUCUAGAUCUUCAUCGCAGAUUGCUUAUCGAGCACACUCUGACGCACAUCAGUUUUCAAGAUCAUGGCUCGGGGGGAAAUCCUCAAACCAGUGGGAGGUUGCUAGUGGAGGACCAGUCUUGUGUGGUAGAGUGCCCAAGUACAACUCCUAAAAGCAAUUCUCGCAACAUACUCAAGGCCGUGUCAAGGGACAAGGGUUCUGAUAAAGUCUCUACAGCUCAUUUGAGGGACAAGGUGAAUUCCUCUUUGGAUCCCAAAUGCGGUACCACAGUUCCUACAUCCUCUGUUAUUGAGAAGCCUGUGAAUAUGAGUAAUGAUGGCAGUUAUGAGUUGCCACUUCAGCCUUUGGAUUCUGUGCAGCACAAAAUAUUGUGCCGGACAUCUGCUGGAGAUGAAGCCAAGUUACAUACGGAAUUCCCUUCCCCUUCUCUUCGUAAUGGAAUCACAGUUGAAAUUCCUUCUGAUAAAAUUGAUAAACAUGUUGAUGGGGACUCACAUGUGCAACAAUCUUGUGGCGAUUUGUCAUGGAAUUUGAACAGUGGUAUUAUUCCCAGCCCAAAUCCUACUGCACGUAGAAGUACAUGGCAUCGAAAUAGAAGCAGUUCAGCUUCGUUUGGAGGCUUUGCGCAUGGAUGGUCAGAAGGAAAGUCCGAUUUUCUGCAGGGUAACUUUGGUAAUGGACCAAAGAAGCCACGCACACAGGUGAAUUAUGCUAUGCCUUUUGGGGGGUUUGAUCUUAGCUCCAGAGGUAAAGGUCAUCAGCACAAAAUGCAUCCACAUAAGCGGUUUAGGACUUCAAAUGAGAGGAGGUCUUCUGAUGCUUCUAGGGUCCCCGAAAAGAACCUAGAUUCUUUGUCUUGCAAUGUAAACCUUUUGCUAACUGUUAGUGAUAAAGGUUGGAGAGAGUCUGGGGUACAGGUUGUGCUGGAACUUUUUGAUCACAGUGAGUGGAGGCUUGCUGUGAAGCUUUCUGGCAGCACAAAGUACUCAUACAAGCCACAUCAAUUCCUGCAGCCUGGGUCAACAAACCGGUUUACACAUGCUAUGAUGUGGAAAGGAGGAAAAGAAUGGAUAUUGGAGUUUCCUGACAGGAGCCAGUGGGCUCUUUUCAAAGAGAUGCAUGAGGAGGGUUAUGAUCGGAAUGUACGGGUUGCAUUAGUAAAAAAUAUUCCAAUUCCCGGUGUUCGAUUGAUAGAGGAAAAUGAGGGUCAUGUAUCAGAAGCAUCAUUUCUGAGAACGUCUAAGUACUUUUGUCAGGAGGAAACAGACGUUCAGAUGGCUUUGAACCCAUCCAGAGUUCUUUAUGAAAUUGAUAGUGAUGAUGAGCGUUGGAUUUCAGAAAAUGAUAGUGUCCUAAAAGUUCAAAGUGGCAGUACCAUGGAGAUUUCUGAAGAUAUUUUUGAGAAAAUCAUGGAUACGUGUGAGAAAGCUGCCUAUUCUCGGCAAUGUGACCGUUUAACUGCUGAAGAAGUAAAUGAUCUCAUGGUUGGUGUAGGGUCUCUGGAAGUAAUCAAGAUGGUUUUUCAGUACUGGCACCAGAAGAGAAGUAGGAAGGGAUUGCCACUGAUCCGGCACCUUCAGCCACCGUGUUGGGAAAGAUAUCAACAAGAAGUGAGAGAGUGGGAGCAAGCGAAGGCCAAAAGUGUCCCUUUAAAUGGUUGCUCUAAGAAGGUUGCUCAAAACGAGAAGCCACCAAUGUUUGCAUUCUGCCUGAAACCACGUGGUCUGGAUUUACGCAACCGAGGGUCAAAGCAUAGGUCACAUAAGAAACUCUCAGUUUCUGGGCAAAGCAAUACCUUCUCUGUUUAUCACGACGGUUUUCAUGCUUACGGUAGACGAAUGAAUGGCUUUGCAUCUGGCGACGAGAGGGUUUUACAUUUGGGACAGAAUUAUGACUUCAUGGACGAUUCUCCAUUGCCACAGAGAUCUCCGAGAUUUUUCUCACCAAGGGAAGCAGAUGCAGGCAGCUUGGGUUACUUUUACCCCAAUCCUCAUAGAUGUCACCACUUGCAGAAGAAAUUUCAGAGGAGCAAAUCGAAAAAAGUGGCGGGGACUUCAACUCUUUCCCCCAUGGGACGUCCUAUGAUCCCUUCAUUCAAUCAGCGCAUGUUUGUGAAAAGGAACAAUGGCUUACAUCAAUGGCCAAACCAGCGACAACCUGACCACCACCUAGAUUGGUCUCUUCAGCAUGAUCCUUACAAGUUGGAAGGCUCGGAUCUCGAAGAAUCACGGACUCGUGAUGCAUCCGGUGCAGCUCAGCAUGCUCUCAAGGUGGCUAAGUUCAAGAGAGAGAAAGCUCAGAGACUACUUUGUAGGGCUGAUUUAGCUAUCCACAAGGCUGUUGUUGCCUUGAUGACAGCUGAAGCUAUUAAGGCAGCUUCCUCAGAGGAUGCGAACGAUGAUGACAUGUGAUGAUAUGCGAGGUUUGGAAUUCUUCAAGAACUUUGGCAGCUAGAGGGUUGUCUGUAGACUCGGCAUUCAGUUUGCCCCCUAGUGAAAGAGCGGGGCAAUGGUGGUGGUGAUGGUCUUGCACCGAGGUACACAUCGCUUGGCUACUCUCUUGGUGGUUUCGUGACCCCGGUUCGAUGUCGCACUGAUGAUCCAUCCUGGAGGUGACUGGUGAGAGAGAGGUGUUGCUGGAAUUUUGGGCCUGCCAAAUCUUUUUUUGUACAGAUUUUUUCCCACUCUUCUUCCUCUUUUUUCUUUUUGCUUUCUCCAGGGUUUUCACUGUUUCUUCUUUCUUCCCCUUCUUUAGCCUUGAUGCCUGGGAUAGGAGCUCUAGCCGAAAUAAUACACCACCCCUUAGUUUGAUAACAAAGAAAGAGAGGAGGUAUAAAGCAAAAGGUAUGAGAAAGAGUUGCCUGUUAGAUGGAUUGAAAUGCUGCUGCAGGUUUCAGGGAGCAUUUUGCUCGUUAAAAAAGAAAAAGAAAUUAAUUUUUAGGGUUAGGGAUAUGUACCAAUGAUGAAGAACACGGUCUCUGGGAAUAGUGCAGGAAAAGGGGGAACAAGUUGUGUAAGUAAAUUAUCUUUUUUUUCUUUGUUCUUUCUGAUUUUUCAGAGGUGGAAUUGGUGGCAAAUGAAAGGAGAUCAUGUUGCUGAUAUCUGAUGUCCCUAGCUUACUGUUAGUUUCAUUUAUGUUGUACUGCUUCUGCUUUGAAUCAGUCUGUUAUGCCGCAGCUGGAGCAGACUUGCUGCUUUAGUCGUUGCUGAACGCCCCCCACUUCAGCGUAAUAACGCGAUUCAUGUUAUUCUCGCCUCACUUUCGACCUUUUGAUGUUGCAGCACUUGUAAUGGAGUUGAGGUAGGAUCUAUGAUGGUGAAUGUGGUUUGCAGUACGAGGAAUGGAACUGAUGGUAAAUGAGUUAAAUUUCUUUGGUGAAAUUUAUAGAGGGUUAUGAAUGACAGUAACAAGUCAAGAUGUAGUAUCACAUUGAGAU
Messenger RNA from Linum tenue, 6396 nucleotides. NCBI's taxonomy places the organism in Eukaryota, Viridiplantae, Streptophyta, Magnoliopsida, Malpighiales, Linaceae. The record is from the annotation of a GenBank genome assembly.